GGCUGCGAGGCGCUCAACGUUGCGCUCAACGACGGACUCUAUCUCGACGGUGGAUCUCGCCUGUGCCGAGCCCCACAUCGUUGUGGCGCCUCGUGAGUCGCCUUCGACCCGAUAUUGAACUCGCUCACUGGCAGUCCGCCUCCCUCUCAGUCCUCUAGAAAUGCAACCGCACCAGCUGCGCCUUGACGGCCUUCCUCCAGAGAUAUGGCAGCAUGUCCUCGAGCACCUCCCGAAGCCGGACCAGCGCACUUGCCGACUCGUCUGCCCCGCAUUGCACAGGCUCGUCACCGGAAUGGUCUUCGCCCGGGUGGUCGUCAACUUUGGUGACUGGGACACCUGGAAUGCGUUCGACGAAGAGAUGGGGAUGGUCAUUAUCAACCCUGAGCAAGCAGAGCGAUCGAUCAAGUUCCUCGGAUUCCUCGAUCGCGUCGUGGAUGAUGUGUGGUUCGCGGGCAUGGUGAAGGUCUUGGAGGUGCAUGCAUUCGGGGUCGGCGUAGAGACUACAUGGAGCACCACAUCAUUUUUGUUUCAUUUGAGCGCAGCGGUCCGGACCCUGCUCAGUGCUCUCAGUACGUCUUGUCCCUUUCUCCAUGUCCUCUCCUUGCCGAUGCAAUCCCUCCGGGACCUCCCCUUGACCGCAUUCCGCCGGCUGCACACCAUCUCCGUCACCUCCGCGGAGUACACAGCGAACCAGAUCGAGCACGAGCUCUCCGCCGGCCGCUGCACCACCCUCCUCCCCUCCCUGCACACCCUCCAGCUGCCCUACUCCGUGCCGACCGACAUCCCGAUCUCCUGCCUCCCCAACCUCACCCGCCUCGAGAUCGUCCCGCACCUGCAGUCGCUCGCGCUCUUCUCGCCCGUGCACGACCAGGAGCACAUCUUCGCCGAGCUCGCCGACGCGAAGGCGGACGUGCCGCACCUCCGCGCACUCGCGCUGCAGGGCCCCAGCCCGCACGUCACUGUCGUGCGCCCCGCGGAGCUCGCCCAGCUCUGCGACUUCCUGCGGGCCGCACGGCGCUCCGCAGGAUAUCUUGACCUGCGGAUGGAGAGCCAGCCGUUCGACCGCGCCCUCUCCGCGCUGAAGCUCACGAGCGGCACGCCCCUCUCCGUCCAGGACGCCAUCCGCGGCGCGCGCAAGCUCGAGCUCGUCGGGUUCAACGGCCACUUCCACGACGUGCAGUACGCGCGGAUCGGCGAGGGCGAGCCAGCGGAGCCGCUCGCGCGCCCGCCGUGGCCGCCCCGCAAGACGGCGCUCCGCGGGGUGGAGGACUUUGGGUGCGAGGGGUGGGAGUGGUUGAUGAGGCAUCUGACGAUCGUGCCGUGAGCGGUAGGUGGAUAGGUGUAGGGUGAUUUCUGUGUGCGGAGUUAUGUACAUUGGUAUGUCUCGAAUGCUGAUUUGCAGAGGACCAUGGGGCUCGUCGAAGUUGAUGUGUUAGUAGUACUAGUAGUACGCGCGAGAGCGAGCCUUUUGUAGACAACGACACUAAUCUGGCUAAGAGCCUGAGUUUGGGCAUCGAUGUUAGUUCAAACUUCAAACAGUCCGUCAGCUCGCUACAUGACCGGAAACGAGGUGC
This is a messenger RNA of Fomitopsis serialis, 1574 nucleotides long. RefSeq lists its product as uncharacterized. The record is from RefSeq and is a predicted model, not a curated record. Gene Ontology annotation, molecular function: protein binding. The transcript is spliced from 8 exons. Bases 161 to 1324 code for a protein of 387 amino acids. NCBI's taxonomy places the organism in Eukaryota, Fungi, Basidiomycota, Agaricomycetes, Polyporales, Fomitopsidaceae.